CUUGCGGAAGUAACACAAACGGUGUGGAAAUCGGAAAGUAAUACGGCAGAGCGCUAUACAUGAAAUGCCUUCAAUUGAAUUGCAGGAGAGAGUGGAAAACACAAAUAAAGAGAAAAAUACAACAGAGAGACCAAUAUUCUUCACACCACACGACUUUAUGAGCGACGCCAAAGUAAGCGCUUACUACCAACACAAUGCCACACAGCCUCGAGUAAGCUUUAAAGUGCGGCGCGAUAAAUCUACUAGAACUUCACCACCAUCACCACCAAAUGACAUCGUACAACAGGUGUGCGGCAACUUUGGCCAUUGGCAGCUGCGCACCAUACUACUGAUCUUCCUUUGCAAAAUACCCUGCGCCUGGUUUAUGGCUUGCAUCAUUUACACCGCGCCCACACCACAAAAGGGUGACUACUACUGUCGCCCACCGUCGGCACCUUUGAAUGCAAGCGGCGCCCAAGAAAUCACAACGUAUAUGCCCGCCUGGGUGCGCAUGUCACAACCGGUGUCAGAUGAACGCGGCACAGAUCGUCGCUUCUACGUGGACGCUUGCAAUAUAUACGAGGAGCAGUUGCAGCGUGAUUUCGCUGCCAGCCAUGCUAACUAUUCAAAUCCUUUCGAGGAACCCAAUGUGGAGCAAUUGGCCAACGGUUCGUUGGUGUUGAGGGUGAAUGUGUUGCCAUGUGAGCAUUUCAAACAUAAUUCCGAAUACAUUUCAUUGGUUUCGCAGUUCGAUUUGGUCUGUUCACGUCAGCUGUUGAUAUCGAUGACGCAGUCAUUUCAUGGUCUCGGCGCUUUCAUUGGUAAUCUGCUCGCUCAGCAUGCGCUCAAACAUGUGAAUCCUCGUCGCUUAAUGCUCACCGGCAUGUUCUUUCAAAUCUUUUGCGGCUGCAUUACGGGUUUGGUAACAAAUUUCCAACUACACAUUUAUUUCCGGUGUCUGACCUCAAUCGCAUGCACCGUUAUAAUGUCAGCUGGCCAGGUUAUAUUAAUGGAUAUCACAGCGGGGCGUACAAAAACGAUUGUGACUACACUCUCUGAGUUAUUCUGGGGCAUUGGCCUUAUACUCCUGCCGGGAAUCUCAAUAUUUUUUGAUAGCUGGAGCUAUUUAUAUUUAGCUAUAUCAGCAUCGGUUAUCAUAUUGAUAUUUGUACACAAAUGGAUCGCCGAUUCGCCGCGUUGGCUGCUGCGUCGUAAUAAACUAGAUCGUGCACUGGAGCAACUACUGCAUUCAGCCGCGCUUAACCAUCAAUCUAUACCCUUAGAUCUGGAGCAAAAAUUGGCAGCUUUCGCGAAGCAAUUACAGCAAGACACUACGAAGGCGACAAGGUAUUGGUCCAUUUGGGAUAAGACCACCGAUCGGAAGUACAUCUUUUGCAUACACGGUGUCUGGGUGGGCACCAUAAUUCUACACAAUGUGACGCUGUUGAUGAUACGAACAAUGGGUAUGGAGUACAUACACGUAAAUACAGUUUGUAUGGGUCUCUCUGAGGUGCUUGGCAUCUUUAUGGGACUCUACUUUAUACUCUACACCAGACGUCGUUGGCUUUGGAGCGGCCAGCUAUUGAUUGCGGCAGGCGCUGUUACCUAUCUCAUUUGGAUGGUGCCAAAUACGCUAAAAUUAAGUCGACGAGUCGGUUUCGAAAUGAUCUUUUGGAUGUUUUUAAAGUUCGCAACAGCGAUCGCCUUUGCCGUGCUCGCCACAUGCACUGGCGAAGUGGUGACACCAGAAAAACGACCCACCCUAAUGUUCUCGGUGGUGACUCAUAGUCGCUUUUGGCUAAUUUUCGGUCCAACAAUAUCGGUCACAAUUCAAAUACACUACCUAAUACCCAUCACUGUGUUGGCAUCUCUGGCCGUAGUCACGGGCAUAUUGCUUUGCUUUCUAAAUCGUGCUUUCUGGAAUACGGAUCAACCGCGCAGAGCCAAAGCGCCCACACCAAAUACUUAUCGGCGUAACUCGUCGGCUGAACUGCUACGACGCGCUUCGGCUGGUACAAAAAUGGAAUUCUAUGAAAAUCCUUUGACGAUAAGCAUAUCUGAUUUGUGGUUGGUGAAUGCACAAAUCGAGACCAUAACAGAGCAGGACGUGCUUACGGCUGAGGAUGGUGAGAAGGAGGCGAAAGCGAAUGAGGCGCCGAAAUGAUGUUGAGCAUUUGCAAGGAAUGUGCUGACUAUGUACAAUAGAUAUAUAUUUAAGUGAAUAAGGGGAUAUUUGUGUCAUCAGGAAACAGUUUUUUUAUUGAGUUACAGACAUUGGACACAUACAUACAUACGCUUCUGUGAUGCUGUUGUUGUGAAAUUUCAAUAUAGAACUAUUUUUGUAUGUUCGAUUUUUAUUGA
Ceratitis capitata (Mediterranean fruit fly) is the source of this 2340-nucleotide messenger RNA. RefSeq names its product solute carrier family 22 member 8. Gene Ontology annotation, biological process: transmembrane transport. The record is from RefSeq and is a predicted model, not a curated record. Lineage: Eukaryota; Metazoa; Arthropoda; Insecta; Diptera; Tephritidae. Gene Ontology annotation, molecular function: transmembrane transporter activity. Bases 65 to 2143 code for a protein of 692 amino acids. The transcript has 6 exons.